Messenger RNA from Rhizophagus irregularis DAOM 181602=DAOM 197198, 1077 nucleotides. NCBI's taxonomy places the organism in Eukaryota, Fungi, Glomeromycota, Glomeromycetes, Glomerales, Glomeraceae. The record is from RefSeq and is a predicted model, not a curated record.
AAAAAAAAAUAUAAUUGAACAUAUUCAAUGAAACAUCCGGUCCGAUAUCGGAUUGUCAUUCUUUAAAAUGAAUGCUGUCAUAUCGAUAUGGUUAAAAAAGACCGUACUUUAAGCCAAACUUGAUAAAGUUUAGGAAAUUUCCUAUUGAUUAUCUUGAAUAACCAAAAUUUUUAAUUUCGUAUGAUUCUGAAUUACGUCUAUCAAUGGAUAAAAAAAAAUACUUUCAGAAACUUAAUUCCCCUGAAAUGAUUGCUCAUCUUUCUUCUUCGGCUUUAGCUUGUAUUCACAAUCCAUUUUUUCCUCAUUCAAUCUAACAACGUGAUUAUUUCAAAUUUCUUAUAUAAAUAAGAAAGAAAAGUGCUUAUUAAAAAAUAUUAAAAUUAAUUUUUAAACACAUUAAACUUACUAUGCGACGUCCUAUUUCUUUCACUUAUAUUAUCAUUGCAACCAUCUGUAGCUUAAUGAAUAUCAUAGCUUUGAUGCCAGCCACUAAAGCAUAUGAGGUUCUACUUAGGAAUUGGGGUGGUCAAAGUAAUGCGGAAUGUUGUGUUUGGCAGGAAGAUGCUCAACACAAUUUCAUAACUUAUAUACCUCAAAGUGUACCCAAUGAGAAACAUCAUUAUUAUUAUUGUUCCAAUUGUGCGACCUUCGAUGGUAUGGAUAAAGAGGGUGCAGAUUUAAGAAAUGGGAUUCUUACUUAUCGCACGUUAGAUGAUACUACAACAUACUGGGCUGAUAUGGUAGUUAGUUUUAAACCUGGUAAUAAUCAUAUUCGUACAAAUCGAGGUGGUGAUAGUGGUUAUAAUAACCAUACCUGUUUCCACGUAUUUGGUGACCAUAAUGAAGCAAGACUUGAUGAAGCUCCUUACGAAGAAUGUCAAAAAAUCAGAGAUUCAAAUUAAGACCGCAUAUCUUUACAAAAACAAUGCAUCAAUCAUUGGUCUUGUAUAAUGUACUUUGCAGAUACUUUAUUAGAUUCUUGUCUUGAGCAAAUUUCAGCCGGGGUUCCCCGGUCAAAAAACACAUUUUUUUAUUUUGAAUGCUUAUAUACAUUGUAUUAGUUAUAUAUAGAUCAUG